UCGUAUCGAAAAAAAUAAAAACAACAAAAUAAUUUCAUUCUCAUUGACACAAAAGGUUUAUAUCAGAUAUUUUUUGAUAGCGUGACCUUUUACAAUCAUGCUGUUUUCUGUUUUUUUUUUCAUUUCAAAUCACGAAGUAAUAAAAUCAUAAGUAGAAAAACAGCUCAAUUUAGUUAAACGUGGGAUACAGGUUGAUUCUGAAAAUUUUCUUUUACCGUUGUUUGCACCUGAUUUGUAAAUUGCACCUGAUUAACAAGUUUCAUCUAAUUUGCGUCUCUUAUCAAAUUCACUCUUCGAAUUCAUGAGAUUCAUCUGAUUAACAAAAACAACUCACAUAGUUCAGUUAAUUUGCGAUAUCUAAUAAGGAUAAGACCUAACCGAAUUAAAACGAACUCAAAACUUAAAAAAUGGAUCGAAGACAUACAGAUCCAGUAAAGGAACGGACAACUUCUUCUACAAGCGAUAACUCAAUAACUGAAUACGUAAAUGAUGCCUUUGAAGAUUCAGAGUUACAACUGAGCAAAGUUGUAAGUGUCAAUGUCGAGAAAGAUCUCACUUGGGUAAAAAAUCCAAUUAGUGAUUUACCAGAAAGUAAAAGUAACAAGAAUUUACAGAAUUUUGUAGAUACUACUGAAUCUGAAAAAUGUAUAGAAGAACCAAUCGCUCUUCUACACAUAAGGAAAAUGUAUCUGGCAGCAUUUGUUGUUUUAUUAUUUGCUGUAUGUAUGGGCAUGACGGCAACAUACUCUGCAACAGCAACUGUGGAUAUGGGAAAGCCACAUAGUACUAUUAAACCAGAUGACGAAGAAAUAUCCUGGAUUGGUAGUUUAAUGGCAAUUGGGGCAUUAUUUGGUGGAUUUGCUGCAAGUUUCCUUACAAAUUACUUGGGAAGAAAAGGAACCCUUAUGUUUAACACCAUUCCUUCCGUAGCUGGAUGGUGUAUGAUAGCGUAUGCUGAUACUCUAGGAAUGAUAUAUGCCGCACGUAUCGUAACAGGUUUCUGUACAGGAGUCAUAUCUGUAGCUACACCAAUGUAUUUAGUAGAAAUUUCUACUCCCGAAGUUCGAGGUCUUCUUGGAUCAAGUUUUCAGCUAUUUGUUGUUACUGGAGUUCUAUUCAUUGCCGGAUUGGGAUCUGUCUUAACAUGGAGACAUUCAGCCGUAGCUUCAGCUAUUACAUGUUUAGUGGCUGCUGCUUUAAUGGUGCCAAUGCCCGAAUCCCCAAAAUGGUUAAUUUCAAAAGAAAAACGCAAUGAAGCUAAGAAAGCCAUAAUAUUUUUGCAAGGUAAGGAAUUUGACACAGAAGGUGAAUUAUAUAAUAUGGAGGAAGAAAUCAAAUCACAACCUAAAUCCAGUGUUCAACUGAAGGAAUUAGCUUACCCUGAAUUUUAUAAGCCUUUAAUUUAUUCAGUUCUCCUCAUGUUUUUCCAACAAUUCAGUGGCGUCAAUGCAAUUAUGUUUUAUUGUGCGAAAAUAUUUGAAAACGCCAAAAGUAGCAUGGAUUCCAUACAAGCUACUAUUGUCGUUGCAGUUGUACAAGUAAUUGCUACUCUAGCUGCCAGUCUUUUAAUGGACAAAGCUGGUAGAAAAAUAUUGCUCAUGACUUCAAGUGUUUUCAUGGCAAUAAGUCUAAUCAUAUUUGGCGGAUUUAGCUUUGCUAAGUAUGAGGAUGAAACAAUUGUUUUAAAAUACGGUUGGGUGCCUUUAUUAUGUCUAAUGUCAUUUAUAGCAGCUUUUUCGCUUGGAUUUGGUCCUGCUCCGUGGUUAAUGGUUGCAGAAAUGACAUCUGCGCGAUUUCGAGGAGUAAUUAGUGGUUCUGCAACAACUCUAAAUUGGUGUUUUGUGUUUAUGGUGACUAAACUUUACCAUGCAGAAGAACAAUUAUUACAUGAUUUCGGAGUGUAUUUUUCAUAUUCCGUUAUAUGUGUAAUUAGUAUAUUUUUCACAUAUUUCUGGUUGCCUGAGACUAAAGGAAAAACUUUAGAGGAAAUUCAAGAAAGAUUCAGAAAGUCAUCAAUUUUAAGUGUACAGAAUUAAAACUCAUUUACAGAUUCAUUAAUAACUCACUAACUUUGUCAAUUUUCAUGCUUUAAUACUAAAAACAGAGCAUUAAUUUUCAUUGUAUAUAAAAUGGUCGCUCCUUUCUGCAGAGUAUAACAAAAGAACUGAGAUUUCUUCACAAAUAGAUAAAAUUCACAUUUAUCGUUAUUUAAUCGCUGGCAGCAUUUGAUUUUUGCAGAGCUUUCUAUUGUGUUUCAUCCUCAAAGUUAUGGAAACAAACAUAACAUUGAACUCGCAGUGAACGCUUUACACCUUAUCAAUCUCUCUGUGGCCCUAUUUUUCGUUUAGCAUAUCAAACCGUUCGCUUCCUUAAUCCUUUUCAGAAUCUGCAAAACCCUGGCAUUGAAUACUCACCAUGUUACUAUCUAUUAACAAAAAUGUAAUAUUGAGACAAAAUCUGCAGCUCUUCUCGCCGGGAACAUCAUACCGUGUUUCCCAAAUAUGAUCAACAAUUUGAAAAAUUGAUAAAACAAUUCGAAAAAAACGGACGAAAAUAGAAGGGAACAGCUUCUACCAUUUUACUUAGGAAACAAAUCUUAUUCUCAAAUAGUUUCGAAAUCAGUUACCAAUUACAACAACAGAUGGCGUUUCUGACAGAAAAUAAUAUUAAACAAUGUUUUCUGAUGCAUUUCAGACCAUUCCACUUGAACUGAACUGUAAAAUUUUGUUCUCAGACUGCACCACGAUGCUUCUGCGAACGCUAUUUAUUUUGAAAACAUUGUUUGAUAGUUUUUACAGUUAGCAGUGUCACCUGUGGACAAGCUUUGUUACUAAGUUUAAAAGUAGGGAAGAAUACGUGGUUUAACUUAAACAUGGUAAUUAAAUACGUGAUUUAUUAUAGCGAAUGCCUCGAGCCCUGCAUCUUUAUUUAAAUUUUUCAAAUUGUCGAUGUUUUGGGGAUAACCUGUAUGAGCUUUUAUUAAUAUUGCUACUGUUGUUGCACUGUUUUUAUUUUUAGGCUUAAUUCUUCUUAAAAUUAUUGUUUUAUAAAUUAAGUCUAAAUUUUUAUUUAUGAAAAUACAAGAUCUUUCAAGCUAGUCAAUUUUAAACAAACAGGGUGAGUAACACAUGCUUUUAACUAAAGUUUCAAUAUUUAGAGCUAUUUAUAGCAUUAUAUUUUCAUUAAAAUGAUGAUGAUGAUUAAACAAAACAUGCAAAAGAUAUUUAAUUUAAAACUAAAAUAACGCAUGGCCUUAUAGAGUUUUUCUGAGUUUUUAAAAAAAAAUCGAAUUAUAUAUUUUAUUUUUUAAACACUUCACUAAUUUUAA
This is a messenger RNA of Parasteatoda tepidariorum (common house spider), 3328 nucleotides long. Its product is annotated as facilitated trehalose transporter Tret1. Lineage: Eukaryota; Metazoa; Arthropoda; Arachnida; Araneae; Theridiidae. Gene Ontology annotation, cellular component: membrane. Gene Ontology annotation, biological process: carbohydrate transport; transmembrane transport. The record is from RefSeq and is a predicted model, not a curated record. Gene Ontology annotation, molecular function: sugar transmembrane transporter activity.